Messenger RNA from Emericellopsis cladophorae, 1143 nucleotides. RefSeq names its product Transmembrane protein-like protein. Bases 1 to 1143 code for a protein of 380 amino acids. Gene Ontology annotation, cellular component: membrane. The transcript is spliced from 3 exons. NCBI's taxonomy places the organism in Eukaryota, Fungi, Ascomycota, Sordariomycetes, Hypocreales, Bionectriaceae. The record is from RefSeq and is a predicted model, not a curated record.
AUGAAGCUGAUCAUCGCGGUGCCCGCCAUCUGCGCGCUGGUCAUCCGCGCCUACUCCAAGAAUUCACUGACCACACCAGGCCUAGUCGUGGCCGCCCUCACAGCUGUGGCCCACGCCUACCAUCCGUGGAACCUACCCUUUGUCCUGCUGGUGGUCUUUUUCCUCGCUGGGACCAGGGUCACGCACAUCAAGCAAGAUGUCAAGGCCAAACUGACAGUGGCUUCCAAGGGAAGCUCUGGCGGUGAGGGGCCGCGCACACACGUGCAAGUGCUCGCCAACUCGCUCGUCGCUUCCGUCCUCACCGUCCUCCACGCGAACCAACUCUACGCUCGCCAAGCGAGGGUCGCCGAUGCGAACCAGGCAGCGCCCGCGGGAACACUCUGCUACGCGUGGGGAGGCGACAUUCUCAUCGUUGGCAUCAUUGCCAACUAUGCGGCUGUGGCGGCUGACACCUUCAGCUCAGAGCUGGGCAUCCUGGCCAAGAGCGAGCCGCGUCUGAUUACAUCACCUACGCUACGAAAGGUGCCUCGCGGGACGAACGGCGCAGUCACACUCUGGGGUCUCGGGGCUGGACUGUUUGGUUCCAUGGUUAUCGUAUCGGCAGCCACCGUGUUCCUGCCCUUUUGCAGCGACAAGACAGUUGGGCAUGCCGCAGGCGGCUCACCUUGGACCCAAGCCGAGCGCCGGAUGUUCAUGGGUACACUGGUCAUCUGGGGCGCGCUGGGCAGCGUCCUGGACAGCAUCCUGGGCGGUCUCUUUCAGCGGUCGGUGCGGGACGUGCGGUCGGGCAAGAUGGUGGAGGGCGAGGGCGGCGUCCGGGUGUUGGUCUCUGACAGCUCGGCCAAGAAGUUGCCGUCACGCGCGCAGGUGAAGCAGGCUGUGGGCGACAAGACGUCGGACCAGCUCCAGGGGAGUGCGGUGGAGACGCCGAGCUUGAAGACGGACGCGAAGCACAACCCCAUGGACAAGCACAGGAGGUCGAGCUUUGGCGACGAGCAACCCUCGAGAGUCGUCGAGAGUGGCUGGGAUCUACUCGACAACAACGACGUCAACUUCUUGAUGGCGGUGACGAUGAGCGUGGGCGCCAUGGCAGGCGCCAGCUGGUACUUUGGCAUCCCCGUCCAGGACGUGCUCAAAGUGUAG